CGGUGCGCUAACCAACUGAGCUACAGAGGCCAGCUGUUGAGCUGUAACCGUAAGUUAAUGUAUAUAUAGGUAAUCGGGUGUGCGGGUUGUGAUAAGGUGGACUUGAAUGACUUAGAUUCUUGCACUUCACUUGGUGGAAUUAAUAUUAGAAUGUUAGGGUUUGUAACUCAACAGCUGUCCUCUGUAGCUCAAUUGGUUAGAGCGCUGCACCGGAAUUGCAGGGCUGUAGGUUCAAUUCCUACCAGAGGACCUUGUGCUGCAUUUUUCGCAGUCGUUCCUGGUUAGGUCUUAAAAUGUAUAUAUUCUCACUUGGAUUACAAAUCCUAACAUUCUAAUAUGUACACUGGGCCCACGUUCGAUGAUAUUUCACUCUAAUACGUUUGUGUAUGUUUUGUUUAAAGCGUGUACGUGGCUCAGUAUGAAGAAUAUCGACAGUCCUUGAUUGAUCAUCUUUAUAAAGUUAAACUCGGUCACUGGGACAUGUAAGUAUACUGCUCUUCUAACUUGAUACACUCUUAAUUAAAAAACUCAAUAAUUCAUGAGGAAAACACAAAGGAAAUCACUGCCGUGUCGUUAUGUGAUAAAGAAUCCCGUUAAUUUACAUAAACUUUAGCUUUGAUUUUCUCGGCUUAUAGACAACGUUGAUUUAUAAAAUCACUUCGCUAAUGAACUCAUAUAUAAGAUGGGUCGUAUAAGAUUGGAUGCGAAUGUUAUAACGUGCUUAUCAGUUUAUUGGGGAAGUAAUUUUAAAAAUAAACUUUGUCUAAGCCGAGAAAAUCAAAGCUGAAGUUUAUGUUGUGAAUCAGGACAAAUCUUUAUACGAUUUACAAACAUUGAUCAAACAUUCACUUCUUUUGAAUUUGUUCAUGAAUUAUUAAUGAGAUUUUGAAGUACAAUACUUAAAAACAGUCCGUGCUUUAUCAGAUAUGAAACACUCGGGCUGUCGCCACGUGUUCUAUAUCUGAUAAACCACUGUUGCUCUAAUACAAGUUAAUUUGAAAAUGUGUUCAGACAUAAUUACUGAUAGAGCUUUCCAGCAUAAAUAGAGUUUAGCUUUGUCUUUCAAGCGUUACAGUUGAUAACGUAGAUAAACGUUUCUCCUUUUAGCUCCAUACGCGAAUUGGUGUCCAAAGCUUUGUAUAACCUCGCUGACCGAGAUCCAGAAGUAAUGGCAAAACAAGGUAUACUGUUGAAGCAUAUAGCUUAUCGAAGGGAAGAUGGCUGUGAGGCUCAUUAGAAUGACAACAUAACUCAUUAUUUAUAUUAGUCAACGUCUAUUCAUAAAUCUGGUCCUUCACCGUCACGUGCAUGCGUAUUGUAUUUUUGCCCAACUAACCAAUAGCAAUGUUUUAGGAAAGUUACCUAUCCGUGACUCGUAUAAUAGGGAAAUUGGAAAUUGCUAUUGGUGGAUUUGGCAAAAAUACAAUGCGCACGUGACUGUGAAGGACAACAUUUAUGAAUAAACGUUGACCAUCAUAGAUAAUGGGUUAUAUUGUUGUUCUAAUGAGUUUCACAGCCAUCUUCCCUUCGAUAGGCCAUAGUUGAUAUAAUAGAUGGUUUCGAAACUCAUUAGAAUAACAGUAUAACUCAUUAUCUAUGUUAAUCAACGUUUAUUCAUAAGUAUGGUCCUUCACCGUCACGUGUGUAUUGUAUUUUUGCCAAAUCCACCAAUAGCAAUUUCCAAUUUACCCUAUUGUUCGAGUCACGGAUAGGUAACUUUCCUAAAACAUUGCUAUUGGUUAGUUUGGUAAAAAUACAAUACACACGUGACGGUGAAGGACCAGAUUUAUGAAUAAACGUUGACUAACAUAGAUGAUGAGUUAUAUUGUUAUUCUAAUGAGUUUCCAAACCAUCUAUUCUAUUAACUAUGGAUAGGCUAUGGUUGAAACAACACCGCAAAAAAUCUUUAAAACUUGAUUAAAAUAAUGCACCCACAAUGACUCAAAGUUUUCAGUAAAAUUACUCAAAUUUAUGAGUAAGUUUCAAAUCUACCUAACGUUUUGAGUAAGAUUUACUUUACUCAAAAUUUACUCAAUAGAUUUGAAUAAUUUUACUCGAGUCACUGUGAGUGCAUUAUUUUACUGAGGUUUUUGAGUCAAACUUUUUUGGAAUGAAAUGAACAAAGUUGACAAAAAGACUCGCAAAUAUUUAUAGCGAAUUCAGUUACAAUAAACUAAUUGUACAUGUGUUCACUAUAUUACUGUUUACAGUUCUGCCCACAAUCUUACCACUGACAGUUGGUUGGGAUCUCAACACCAGACAUGGCAGUAUUUUAUGUGCGGCUGAACUAACUCAUGCAUUGUAUUGCUAUGGUGCGGAAAAUAACAGGUUGGUUAGAUAAGUGUAUAUACAAUGCAGGGCUCGAAAUAGCGGGCUGCCAAUUGGCAAUGGCCAAAAGCAGGUCAUAUUUUAGAAAUGGCAGGCAAAAACAAAUUUGAACUGCCAAGUAAAAAACAAAUGGCAGGUCAUCGGAUAUUCUAUAGAUAUAUUUCAUAUCAUUUGCUUACCACAACUCAUAUAUACUAGAUCAUUUAGUUGACUAAAUAUGUUUAUAUUUGAAAUGUAAAUCCAAGUUUACUUUAGUAAAAUGUCUAAGUUUAAAAAUAAUAAAAAUGCAUAUCAUGAAAACAUUGAUUUUUACAAUAUGACUCAUAUGAGACAUCGCCAUUUUGGCAGUUCAUAUUUUUUUCUCUACUUCGUGCCCUGGUACAAUGUUAUAAGUUUCGAUGUACUGUUGAGUAUGAAAAAUUUAGUUUAGUUUAGGCUUCCUCAUGUAGUAACACUGAACUAAUAAAAGACGACCCUUACUGGACCUCUAGGGAGAACAGUUUAGAACUGAUAUAUAGGUACCCGGUAUAAAUAAAGUUUCGUUCAUGUUCUUGUCAUGUUUUGGUUCAUAUAGGAGCUUGCUGGAUAUAUUGGGUUCAUCGUGUGUGGAGGAAUUAGAGAAUAUUAUACCGAAGGUGAAUAAACAAACCAUGUCUAAAUAUGCAUCUGUGCUUUCACAUCAAUUUAAUUCAGCGAUUCAUUACCCUUGGUUCAAGGGGUUUCCUGUUUCGCUGAAGCUGCAGCCUGCACUCAGGUGGUGCUGGCCAAGCUAAAACCUCUGAAACCAGAAAACCUCUGAAACCAUGGUAGCGAUUCAUUUGCCAUUUCAUGUUUCUAAAGUAAGCGCACAAUGUUUUUGUCUUUAGCUUACUGAAGCCAAAUUAUUUAGGUAGGUAACUGUGCAAAUUUUUGCAUACCAGUCGUCCGUCAUUGCUGUCACGAUUGCAUAUACACAUUUCAACGUUGUUGUUUGUAAUUCUAGGGGUCAAGGUGGAGAGCUUAUGAGACCUGCAGGUUUGUUUUUUAGUGGAAAUAUUCAAUGUUUUUAUUUCCUAUUGGAGUAAUACAAACUUUCAGGUUACAAGCGAGAGUUUGCAUGUGACUUUGAUACACACGUAAAAAUCUGCCCAACUUUUCAACAAGAUGUGUUCGCAACAGGAUUGUGGCAAGCUUGCCAACAAAAAACCACGGUCAACCGACAAUUUAAGAAAAUACAAAAAGAAACAAAUUCCGAAAAAUAAGGUCAACAAGUUGUAACAAUGUUAUUUCAUCAAGUUGCUACAAGGUUGUCACUCACAACUUGUCGACAAUUUGUUGAAUUGCAGGACGAUAACAAGUUGUUGGAACAAUUUGUAACAAGUCUGUUGAGCUCAACGACCUUGUAGCAAGUUAUCAACAAGCCGUUAACAAGUUGUCAUGAAGCUGGGAACAAGCAGUGCGAACACUUCCUGUUGUCAAUUUGUUUGGAACUGCAUUGCUACAAGUCUGUUGCAGCUUUGUUACAACUUGUGCGUUUUUACGUGUGUACCCCGGCGAAACGAGAACAAUAAUAGUUGCAUGACAGUUGAUGGUCAAACGCGAGCAAGAGUCGCAACUCUCAUCAACUUUCAACUUCGUUUGAUUGGGGCUUAACUGAAGCGAUUGAAAUUUUGCCUCCUUUCAGUUUGCCAUUUCAUCGAGAAAAUGUCUUUAUCCAAAUUUGAAUGUUUCAAUGUUGAAACUGUUGGUAAGUUUCCGUACAAUUUUACAGUUUUCUAACAAUCUUAGUACCAGCAUUUCUGGUGUCGUGGUCACCACGCUUGCCGCUGGGAGACCCGGGUUCAACCCUUGGUCGGACCUCUACUCAAGGUCUUAAAAUAAUUGAGGAGAAAGUUAAGACUUUCGCGUUUUCUCGGAUAAGGACGUUAAAAUCGUAGGUACCUCGGAUUCCCUAUCAAAUGGGCAAUAUAGCCUGUUGGGAAAUCCGCUCACCAAUGAGUGAGAAGCUCAAUCUUUGAUUGCAUGUCAUUCAAUAUCCUCGGUUGAUUUUGUUUAGUUACAUGGAGGAACACGAUUGAUGAUAAUUUAAAUCAUCUUCAAAGAUCCAUACAGGUGAAUAUCGCUUUCCGUACGAUUGUUUGACCGAAUUGAUUACUUCGUUAACGGUCUUACUGUCUGCAUGAUUCUUUUUUUAGGAAAAAGCGGUCGGUGCUUUACGACAUUUUACGACGCACUUUUACCAAACGAAAGAUGGACGCGCAGUGCCCGAUAUCCAGGGUACGUUGUCCGGAAAAAAUAAUUUCCCAAACGUUUUGCCGCUUUUAGAGUUUUAGUGACGAAUUCUUUUCUCCAUUUACAGAAUCAUUAAUCACCGUGUACAUUGAAAAAUUAAAACAUCCUUCGCAAACUAUGAGGUAUACCUACUAAACUGAAUUGGACUGAAUUGAAUUGAAUUGAAUUGAAUUCAACUGUACUGGACUGGACUGGACUGGACCAAAACUAAAACCAACCCAACCCACAACCAAACCAACCCGUAGCCAAACCAACCCACAGCCAAACCAACCCAUAACCACACCAACCCAUAACCAAACCAACCCAUAACCAAAUCAACCCAUAACCAAACCAACCCGUAACCAAACCAACCCGUAACCAAACCAACCCGUAACCAAACCAACCCGUAACCAAAGCAAACCAAACCAAUCCAUAACCAAUGGACAUAUGUUUCGCAAACAUUCCACCCUUAUAUUAUUGAUUGUGUGAUAUUUUUUACCUAGAGAAGGAUUUACCUUAGCCUUUGGAGCGCUUCCAAAAUUUAUGCUGGAUGGUUAUCUUUUAAAGGUACAUAUUGAUUCGUUGCUGGAUACUUCGUAUUUAGUGUGGAAUGAACGAUUUCUCUUGUUUUCCUAGGUUAUAGAUAGUCUUCUUCAAGUAACUGAGAUUCCUGAAAAAGAUGCUGGAAAAUUUGCACAAUCUCGAGCAGAUGCUUUGCACUCUCUGGCUAAGUAAGCCUCUACAGGGUGUCUAAAAAACCUUUAGAAAUCACCCUUUUCUUGUAAACACCCAAACUUCAUUACCUGUGGGUGUUUAGAAUACAUUGUACGUACGAGCAUACGAGCAUAUUAAAACUAUGUUUAUGUAAUAUUUUUUAGUAUUGCAGAAACUGUAGGUGUUCAGAGAGAAGGGGUUGGUAAUUGUGUUAUCAAUGAGUCUACCAUGGCGAGGCUCUAUCAAUGUUGUUUUAAAGCAAUGAAGGAUUAUACUAUCGAUAGUCGAGGCGAUGUGGGAUCGUGGUAUGUUAAGUUUAGUUUCGAGAGGAAAUGUGUUUGUAAGAGGUUGUUUGUGACACAAUGGGCAUUGUAGUGCAUUUUACUUUCAACCUUUGUGACCAACCUGAUUAAGCUAUCCAGUUUAAAUAAAGUUAGUUUAGGUUUCCUCCUGUAGCAGCACUGGAUCAACAAGGGCCAGCUUUCACACUGGACCUCUAUGGAGAACAGUUUAGAACUGAUAAAGCUAUAUCAUGCAGUAUAAAUAAAGUUAGUUUAGAUUAGGUUUCCUCCUUUAGUAACACUAGACCAAUAAGGAAUGAUUUCAACUAGUAAGAACAGUUUAGAACAGAUCAAUGUAUGAAUAUAAAUUUAGUUUAGGUUAGCUUGCAUAUAUAUUAAUAUAUUUUGUUUGAAUGGUUGCUUUAAUGCAUUAUUGAUGUACUUUUGUUCACUAUAGGUCACGCAAGGCCGCCAUGACAUGCUUGCUGAAACUUACACUAGUUGUUACAAAGACAGAUACGGAAUUACUUUCUAAAGAAACGUAAGUAUUGUGAGGGUAUCCUGGACAAGCUUGAAAAUCCUUGUUACUGGUAGUUUAUUAUUGUGUUUGGCAGUAUAGUCGCUAUGUACUAUUUGUAAAGUCAACGAUGCAUGCAUGGAUCCAUCCAGAUCUAGUAGGAGGUGUUCAUCGAGUUUGGCUAUGGUCUAGGGUGCAACCGUUGAUCAAAUGCAAAAUCACUAGAGGAAGCUACAGACAGCAGUAUUCUGGAAACUGUCAAACCACUGCCCCUGGCAGGGCCCAUGCAGGAGCCAAGCUUGUAGUAAGGGUAUUAGGAUAAUUUCCUUUCCAAAUCAUAACAUUAAUUUGAAAAGGAAAUGGAUGAUUCUAGGUAUAGACGAAAUUUUGAUCUAGACAGGAAGAACGAAAUCCAUUACCAUAGCUGGAAAGAGCAUCUUAAAAUGAGUAAAAUGGCAACGUUUGGUUGCGAAUUGUUGUAAAAUGAGGAAAAUAUAGCCCUGUAAAGUUCGCAAAUUUUGUAUAUAUUUGCAUUACGCGCGGGAAAAAUAACCAUUUUUGAGCCGAAAGUGGUCAUUUUUACCGCGCGUAAUACAAAUAUAUACAAAAUUUGCGAACUUUACAGGGCUAUAUUUUCCUCAUUUUACAACAGUUCGCAACCAAACUUUGCAGUUUUACUCAUCCUAAGACGCUCUUUCUAGCUGUGGUGUUGGAUUUCGUUCUUCUUGCCUUGAUCAAAAUUUAGUGUAUAGCUAGAAUCACCCAUUGGUACACUUCCACACCCCUUUUUGCCACGACGAGGAGGGGUGUGCUCCCCCUGCAUCCCCUGCAAAACCCAUGUCUGGUUAAUGUCGGUAUAGUGCAUGGAGGAUUGCAUUGAUAAACUUCCUUGUAUUAAAUGUUACAUAGAUGUAGCCAAAUGAUGUGUUGUCUGUUGAAACAAUGCAGUGAGAAAAUUGAUCACACAAGAGCGCACGCAGGAGAAAUUAUGUUGAAGCUUAUCCACAAACAAAAGUAAGACUCUUUUGAUGAUCUAUAAAAUAUCGACUUGUUCAUUGGCCAAGACUAAGUACCACCGAACAAAUUUUAUUACCAUUCCAGGUCGAACUCAAAUAUAAAGGCCCAUUUCCACUCUGGAAAAUUUUCCGCAGAAAGAAAAGUUUGUAAAAUGUGGUUGACCGACACAAAUUUUCCGUCGGAAAAUUGAAGUUGAAAAUUUUCAACAUUUAACAAUGAUGUUUUUGGAAAAUUUUUUGUCCGUGGAAAUUUUUCUUGAGUGGAAAUGGUCUAAAGAUGGUUAAGUCAGCCAUGAAAUUAAUUACGUUAACGUCUUUUGUUCCUUUGUAAAGUCCUGCAAUUCCAAAUAUCCCGGAACACAAGAUCCUGUGUGACGUAUUCCCAAGGUAUGAUGAUUAAUAUAAAACAAAACAUACUAUCUUGUGCACUCGAGAUUAGACUUAUAAACAACGAAGUAAGAUGCAAUCCAGGAGCGAUGACAUGCAUCGGCCAUUUUUUUAUUCCAGAGAAGAUUGUGAGAAUCUAAACUGGGGUGCCGCAGCUGAGGUUUUCAGGAAAAUCUCCAAGUUACUGGAAAUACGAUGUUAUCAAUAUGCUGUACUCAGUGGGAUAAUACUCAGCGCUGGUGGACUCAGUGAAUGUUUAGUACGUAUUUAUAGCUUUUUGCAACGAAGAGAACACUUCCAACAUGACCUCAUUGUAGGAAUGUGGCAAAGCAGUACACACGUAAAAACGCACAAGUUGUUACAAGUCUGUUCACAAGCUGUCAACAAGUUGUCUUCGCACUGCUUGUUCCCAGUUGUUGGAACAAGUUUGGAAGAAGCUUUUAACAACUUGUAACAAGCUUGAUGGCAUUAUCAGGCUUGUCACAAGGUUGUUCUAACAAGUCUGAUACAGUCAUGAUAUAACAAGAAUGUUACAAGGUUGACGACACAAGGUUGUAACAAUACUGCUAUAUCAUGACUGUAUCGGACUUGUUGGAACAACCUUGUAACAAGCCUGAUAAUAUCAGCAAGGUUGUUACAAAUUGUUAUCAACUUGUUCCAAACUUGUUGACAACUUGCGACAAGCAGUGCAAAGACAACUUGUUGACGGCUUGUUGGCAGAUGUGCUACAAGAUGUGUGUAGCCGGCACAUCCCUACCUAGUUCAUUGAUAAUUGCAUGUCAUAUAGGUCGCAUUUCUUUGAGGUUGGGAAUACUAUGAACUGCUUGACCUGCAUGUUUCUUUCUCAGAUACGACAGGCUGGGGUUUCAUUGGAAAAUUUUCUCGGGAGGCUUUCAGCAACUCGGCAGUAAGUGAAUAUAUGUUAAAGUUAAGACUUGUGUUAUUAUCAUUCAGUAAGUUUUAUGAAUGCUCUUGGUGCUUUCUUAUUACAGAGAUGAAGCAUUGAUGAAUUUUGCAGAAAAUUUAGUAAAGUUGUUUAGAGAGUUUCAAAAGAACGAUAGGUAAGGUGAACAACUAUUGCAUCAAUAAUGAUGGCUGACACCACACUACACUAAGUGAAAAAUUGAUUUCGUUCCAGGGUCAUUAUUCCACUAUUUAAAGUAUUGGAUCAUCUAUUUUCUAUUGGCAGUUUGAAUUUCUUGGCAAACGAAGGAGGGUGUGUGCUCCAAAAUAAACUGAAGUUAUUUAUACUAGACAUGGUAGCUUUAUAUUCAGCUUUUAACUUGCCUCCCUAGAGGUCCGGUAGGAGUCAUCCCUUCUUGAUCCGUUGUUACUACAGAAGUAAAUAUAAACUAAGCUAUAACUACUUGUACUGGAUAGCUCUAUCAGUUCUAAACUGUCUUCCUUAGAGGUCCAGUAAGGAUCGUCUCUUAUAGUAGCCAUCCCUUGUUGAUCUGGUGUCACUGAAGAAGUAAACUUAAACUAAACUAACUACUUGUACUGCAUGGAUUGCUCUAUCAGUUCUAAACUCUCCUCCCUAGAGGUCCAGUAAGAGUCACCCCUUGUUGAUCCAGUGUUACUACAGAAGGAAACUUAAACUAAAGCGUUCCUCUCAGAGGUCCAAUGACAGUCAUCUCUUAGAAUUUGCUGCAAACAUAGCUUUUAAUAUACGUUAUUUGUCGUUUAGGGAAAGCAUCUCAGAGGCGCUUUUUGAUUUGACGCAAAAUGAAAUCGCCAGAAUACCAGAUGCGAGGAAGAUUAUUGUCAGUAUUAACGUGUACGUUACAUACACAAAUCGAUUCUUCGUUUUUGCCGUUCAGAUAACAUAGACCUAUUUGGAUAACAUUGGUUUAUACACAAUCCCACCUCGCCCCCCUAUUUAAUAUUUUCGAAAAGCUCGUAUGUCUAGUGAAUCUAUCUACUCUUGUGAUUUAAAUGGGUUGUUCGUGGGUUCAUUUCUAAAUUUCAUCUUAAUAGGUUCAGCGGUCUUCUGCAGUUUCCUGGAAAGACAAGACGAAGAUCCUUACAACGUUUGUUAAUAUUACUCUGUCAUAAAUAUCCACGGGUAAGAGCAUAGCUACAAAGUCCCCCCUAUUGUUCUAGUCAGUGCCAUCCCUUAUUGGUCCAGUGCUAUUGUCGGACAUAAACUAAUUUUAUACUGGAUAGCUCUGUCAGUUCUAAUCUGUCCACAAGCUGUCAACAAGUUGUGUUCGCACUGCUUGUUCCCAGUUGUUGUUAACAAGAUUGGAACAAGCUGUUCAUAACUUGUAACAAGCUCGUUGAUAUUAUCAGACUUGUUACAAGGUUGUUCUAACAAGUCUGAUACUGUCAUGAUAUAACAAGAAUGUUACAAGGUUGACGACACAAGGUUGUAACAAUAUUGUUAUAUCAUGACAGUGUCGGAUUUGUUGGAACAACCUCGCAACAAGUCUGAUAAUAUCACCAAGACAAUACAAGUUGUUAACAGCUUGUUCCAAACUUGUUCACAACUUGGGACAGGUAGUGCGAGCACAACAUGUUAACGGUUUGUUGGCAGACUUGCUAAUGGAAAAAUCAGAAUGUACAAACCACCCAAGGUAGCCACUUGCCAACUUCUAAAAGUGACAAAGGGCCGUCCGUUGUUUUUCAGGAAGUUCAACACAUGCAUAUAGGUACUCAGCAAACACUUUUUGCGCUUCAUUUUAAGGUACGAAAGGCGACUGCUGAUUCAUUGUAUACUGCUCUGAUCACAUACGACGAUAUUGCCAGCGAUGAGAGCGUGGAGGAAGUCCUGGAUAUACUGAGUGAAACAUUGUGGUAAGACUGUCUGUACCCGAGGUACGCCAAUAUUAUGAUCGGUGGCGGUAAUUUCAGAAAGACUUUGCAUGUAAUGUACUCAGGUGAAUAUGAUGCUUGUGAUGUUACUCUGAGUGUAUAUCCACACCGGGCAAGCUUGAAAAAUAUGCCUGGCCACGGUGGGAAUCGAACCUACGAUCUUUGGAAUACUUCAAAGAUCGUAGGUUCCAAAAUCGUAGGUUCGAUUCCCUACCAAAGAUCGUAGGUUCGAUUCCCACCGUGGCCAGGCAUAUUGUUCAAGCUUGCCCGGUGUGGAUAUACACUCAGAGUAACAUCACAAGCAUAAGACUUUGAAUGAUAGCCGAAUAACUCGGGUAGGAAAUUCUUAGCAAAAUAUCUUCCUUGGAAAUUUUCUUAGCCUACAUCGUGUAGGAAAGUUUUGUCAUCUUAUAUACUGGAAUGACAUAUAACAUACUUAGGCUACCAACAAUAUGUAUACAUGCGUACUUACAUUUUGCUUUUCCUCGACAGGGAAGAAACUGUUGAUCAAAUUCGACCACAAAGAAACAUUUUGUGUGAUUUAUUGGGUGUGCCGAAACCUGUCCUUAAGGUAAACUUGUAAUCGUCUGUUUCGUAUUUCGGCUCGCGAAUCUCAUUCUCCAAACCUGCAACAAGUUGUACCAAACCUGCAACAGACUUGUAGCAAUGCUGUUCCAACAACUUGUCAACAGGAUACGUUCGCACUGCUUGUUCCAAGCUUGUUGACAACUUGCUACAAGGUUGUUGAGCUCAACAGACUUGUUACAGGUUGUUCCAACAACUUGUUAUCGUCCUGCAAUUCAACAAUUUAUCAACAAGUUGUGUGACAAUCUUGUAGCAACUUGAUAAAAUAACAGCAUUGUUACAACUUGUUGACAAGCUUGCUACAAGCCUGUUGCGAACACAUCUUGUUGACAAGUUGUGAGAUUUUUACAUGUGUAACAGAAGAAUGGUUAAGGAACGGAAAUUGCUUUGUGUGAUAUGACCGCGUUAGUUAGCGGGUAUACAGUAGCUGUUACAGUAAUAUCAUGUUUUCUAACAGAAUACAGCCAAGGGUAAAGCUAAACCAGAGACGUCUGCAGCACAAGAUCCUCUCAGCAGUUAUAAAGGUAAUUGUAAUAUGUUCUUUUUGAGGCGAACAGAUAAUUACAAAUACUGUAUGCGCGGUCCAGACCUUUUAGAUAGUUCAGAAGACGGCAGCUCGAGCCUCGGUGAUAUAUUUUCUAUCUAUUUUAGAUCUUGUGAGCCGAGUUGACUAUUGAAACUUCACUCCACCUUAUAUAGGCGUGACCAGAUAAUCAAAUAUAAAAAAAUAUAAAAAUAUUUAUUUAAUUGAAAGAAAGUUGUAUUUACAGAUAUACUGUUUACACAUUGUAAUAUAUUUAUAAAUAAUAAUGUAUCUUAGAUUUUAUGUUUUAUUUUGUUAAUUAUUCGUGAAAAUUCCUUAAGUGGUGGGGAGGAGGCCACUUUCGUAAUUGAACGGUAAAUUUUUAGCUACAUGCGAUGAAGUCGGCUGUUCUUCCAAGCUGUAGUAUUUCCCUCUGAAAGUGCCUUGUAUGCCAUGUCAUAAACUUCGUCUGGUGUGAAUCCCACAAUAACUGUUCCCUUUACAUCAAUACCAUGCUCUGAUGCUAGGGUCUUUAUUCUUUCCUUUAUUUCAUUUGGUCUGGUAUAGUUAAAAACAUGUUGCUUUGUUUCAUAGUUGCUUUUCUCCUAUAAAAUAGAGGACACAUAAUUAAUGGGCUCUUUGAAUAACAACACUUAAGCCUGAUUUCCAUAUGGUCGUAAAAAUAGAGUCACGAUCUUUCUCAACGGCCAGUUUAUACCUGUAAACCACAUUUCAAACAUUUAUUCAUAAGCUUAUUGGAUAAAACACUCAUAUGCGUGUUUUAAAUAGUAGCCAGGGUGUUAAAUGGGUUAAACCCUUAUUUCUCUUAUGCUUAUUUUUCUUAUGCUUAUUUUAUCAUGUAAAUAGGUUGGUAUUACUGAGGCAUAUUAUAUAUUACUCAAUGGAUUAAAGCUGAUUAACUAAAAUAAUGCAGUUUGCACUCAAUAAACUUUAUACUGAAUAGAUGUGUUAGUUCUGAACUGUUUCAUCCCCCCCCCCCCACACACACACUCCCUCUCCCCACACAGUCUAGCAUAACCAAGUGAAUACAUAAUUUCAAGCCACAGUCCCACAACCCACCUGAUCAGAGGCAAAAGCUUCAACAUUGCAUGCAAUCUCUACAGAUCCCUCAUGGUCGAAAGCCAUUGCUUGCACACCCUUUAAACCCCCCGGGCUUGCCCCACGAAUGGCCUUUGCUAUUCCUUGCCCCACUUGAAAAUCUUUGGUCUCAAUUGUGACAUUACAGUUCAUAACAUAUGGACUUGCACCAACACCUGUCAAGCCAUACCGUGACAUAGGUGGCCCACCAAUAUCAAAUUUAACACCAUCAUAUGACAUGCCAUGCCGACCCUUAUACCAACCGACUUCCUUCCGCCUUUCAACCAAUCCCCUUGCGUUUGGAUAAUCUGCCGUCCCAAAGUAGAACACACUAGUCCCCAUUACUUCACUCACAAUCUGGUUCCCAAUCCCUUUUGCAAUGUCACCACACUUGUUAAGGGACACUAAGUGUGAAAUUGGGUAAAUGGGUAUAAGGUCAACUGACCCUAACCGAGGGUGACCUCCAGUGUGGUUUUGCAAGUUGAUUUCUCGAUAUGCUACUUUACAAGCAUUAACAACUGAAGUUUGUAAAUUCUCAAUUGGUGCUGCAAUGGUUAGCACCGAACGGUUAUAGUCGUGGUCAGAGAAUAUGUUUAACACGGUCGACAAGCAUUUGAAUUUUGAUUCUGUUGAAAGGAUGCCUGCAGCCUUUGCGAUUUUUUCUACCACAUGUAGUCGUCGAGCUUCAGAUAUAUUCAAUAAGCACACUGCCAACCGUGCAGCCAUUAGUCGAAACUGACCAAUCACAUUACUCAAAACACCAAGCAAAAUCA
Molecule: messenger RNA, 13286 nt
Organism: Paramuricea clavata
Lineage: Eukaryota; Metazoa; Cnidaria; Anthozoa; Malacalcyonacea; Plexauridae
Source: the annotation of a GenBank genome assembly